CGACUAAAUAAGGCAAGGGCGGAACAAGUAUUUCGGUGAAAAGUGUUUGGGGGGGGUGGCAGAGAACGACACGAAGGAGGCAUUGAACUGAUUCUCAUUGUUGAGUUUUUUCAAGUAUUAUUUAAAAGAAAUAAACGGAAUAAAGAUGUCAUAUGAAACAAAGUACAUAUUUGCUACACUACCCAGGACACAGAGAGGACAACCUCUUGUACUAGGAGGGGAUACGAAAGGGAAGAAUUUUUUAUACACUAAUGGAAAUAGCGUCAUUAUUAGAAACAUCGAUAAUCCAGCUAUCGCAGACAUUUAUACGGAACAUUCUUGUCCGGUUAACGUCGCUAAAUAUUCUCCGAGUGGAUUUUAUAUAGCUUCGGGUGAUCAAUCGGGUAAAGUACGUAUUUGGGACACCGUUAACAAAGAACAUAUUUUGAAGAAUGAAUUCCAUCCUAUCGGAGGACCUAUUAAAGAUAUAGCAUGGUCACCCGAUAAUCAGCGUAUGGUAGUAGUCGGGGAGGGAAGAGAAAGAUUUGGUCAUGUAUUCAUGGCGGAAACCGGUACAUCUGUAGGUGAAAUUUCUGGUCAGAGUAAGCCGAUUAAUUCGUGCGACUUCAGACCGGCAAGACCGUUUAGACUAAUCACCGGGAGCGAAGACAAUACCAUUGCUAUUUUCGAAGGCCCGCCAUUUAAGUUCAAAAUGACGAAGCAGGACCAUACCAGAUUCGUGCAGGCCGUGCGUUACUCUCCCAGCGGCAAUCUGUUCGCAUCCGCAGGAUUUGACGGGAAAGUGUUCAUUUAUGAUGGUACAACCUCCGAUUUAGUUGGAGAAGUAGGAUCACCCGCCCAUCAAGGCGGAGUAUAUGGAAUAGCUUGGAAACCCGAUGGAACACAAUUAUUAACUGCCUCCGGUGAUAAAACAUGUAAACUAUGGGAUGUAGAAACUCGCUCGUUGGUUAGCGAGUUCAAUAUGGGUUCAACAGUCGAUGAUCAACAGGUCAGUUGUUUAUGGCAAGGAAAUCAUUUGCUGUCCGUAUCUCUAAGUGGAUUCAUUAAUUAUCUGGAUGUUGACAAUCCCGAGAAACCGAUUAGAAUAAUAAAGGGUCAUAAUAAACCGAUAACAGUAUUAACUUUGAGUCCUGACAGAAGUACAAUUUAUACUGGAUCUCAUGAUGGUUAUAUUACCAAUUGGAAUGCACAAACGGGAGAGAACGAUCGUGUUCAGGGCCACGGUCACGGAAACCAAAUUAACGGGAUGAAAGCUGCUAAGAACUUACUUUAUACCGCUGGUAUCGACGACACCUUGAGAACCAUUGAAAUACCUACAAAUGCAUAUGUGGACACGUCUGUAGUUAAACUAGACUCUCAACCGCGAGGUUUAGAUAUUUACAAUGAUAUAGUCGUAAUUGCAACUAUUCGACAGAUCACCGUAACUCAAGAUGGCCGGAAGGUAUCGAGUGUACCUAUCGAUUACGAACCUUCUUGCGUAUCGAUUAAUCAAGAAAAUGGUGAUGUAGCCAUAGGUGCUACAUCAGACAAUACAGUUCGUAUCUAUACACUGUCGGGUACGAACUUGUCUCCGAAAACUGAAUUGGAACAUUUAGGUCCAGUGACGGACGCCUCUUACAGUCCUGAUAGCAAAUACUUGGUAGCUUGCGACGCAAACAGAAAAGUGAUCCUUUAUGUUGUUCCAGAAUAUAAGCUUGCACAUAAUAGGGAAUGGGGCUUCCACAAUGCAAGAGUUAAUUCCGUAGCAUGGUCUCCCAAUUCAGAUAUGGUUGCAAGCGGUAGUCUUGAUACAACGAUUAUUAUCUGGAGCGUAACAAAUCCAGCGAAGCAUACCAUCAUUAAAAAUGCUCAUCCACAAAGUCAAAUAACGCGUUUAGUUUGGAUCGAUGAGGAAACAUUGAUCUCAGUCGGACAGGACUGCAAUACUAAAAUAUGGCGUAUAGAAAAGAUUUAAUUAAUUUUUUGAAAUAUUUAUCUGUUUUUAAUUUUUUUUUUUUAAAGAGCUUAUCUUUGAAUGCAUUUUAUUUAUUUUGUAGUCGAUAGCGAAUGGAUAUUGUAUAUUAUUUUUUAAUACGAUUUUUGACCUUAAUCGGA
Molecule: messenger RNA, 2094 nt
Organism: Hylaeus volcanicus
Lineage: Eukaryota; Metazoa; Arthropoda; Insecta; Hymenoptera; Colletidae
Gene: flr
Product: actin-interacting protein 1
Exons: 13
Coding region: 146-1954 (602 amino acids)
Biological process (GO): positive regulation of actin filament depolymerization; locomotion; sarcomere organization
Cellular component (GO): cortical actin cytoskeleton
Molecular function (GO): actin filament binding
Source: RefSeq, a predicted model, not a curated record